Messenger RNA from Saccharomyces eubayanus, 1494 nucleotides. It is a transcript of the gene NAF1, whose product is annotated as RNA-binding snoRNP assembly protein. Gene Ontology annotation, biological process: box H/ACA snoRNP assembly; ribosome biogenesis; pseudouridine synthesis. Gene Ontology annotation, cellular component: sno(s)RNA-containing ribonucleoprotein complex. Bases 1 to 1494 code for a protein of 497 amino acids. Gene Ontology annotation, molecular function: RNA binding. The record is from RefSeq and is a predicted model, not a curated record. The transcript has a single exon. NCBI's taxonomy places the organism in Eukaryota, Fungi, Ascomycota, Saccharomycetes, Saccharomycetales, Saccharomycetaceae.
AUGAGCGAUGACUUGUUUGCAAAGGCUUUAGAAAACCCGGAUCAGGACUUGCAGUUGGAACUUCCCAAGGAUGACGUUGAUUUGGAGCUCUUGGGUGACGAUGCGGAUGAAAUUAAGAACGAUGAGGCUGUGGAAGGCAGUUCCUCCGACUCGUCUGAUUCGGAAUCGUCAGGCAGUGAAGAUGCGUCUGAUGCGGAAGAGGCCGGAGAUGAGGAUGGGGCUGAAGACGAGGAUCAGGAUGAGGAUGAAGACGAGGAUCCUUCAUCCGCGGGCCCCAUAAUAUCCAAAAACGAGAUACUGGAGGAAACCGUUCCAGACUUGCCGGAGGACUAUGAGAUUUCUGACAAGACCAUCAUUACCCCCAUAGGUGUCUUGAAGUCUGCGUUUGAAAACAACAUCAUUAUACAUGCCACGUUGUCGGGUGAAAAACGUGUUUUGAAAGAGGGCUCCAUCUUCUGUCUCGAGGACAGGACUUUGGUUGGGCUCUUGGCGGAAGUGUUUGGGCCCUUGCAGAAUCCCUUCUAUAGAAUCAGACUGCCUGACUCGAAGAUGGCCUUGUUUGACGAUUUGAAAGCCCGGUUGGGUGAAAAGGCGUUCAUCGUCACUCCGGAUGCCCACUGGAUAGACACUUUUGAGUUGAAGCGCAACAGAGGUACCGAUGCGUCUAACGGGUAUGACGAAGAAUUACCUGAAGAGGAACAAGAAUUUUCUGACGACGAAAAGGAAGCCCUCUUCAAGAAAAUGAAAAAACAGCAACAGCAGCAACAGAGAAAGAAAAGGGACAACCGCAAGCAGCCCAAUGAUUUCGACACUACGAAAGUGAAGAAGGCCCGUCAACCAAGGCCAACAAAUCUGCCUAAAUUGGUGCCACCAAUGGGCAUGAAUAGUAAUGGGAGCAAAGGUGCUGCGCUGCAACAUGGGUACAAAUCGAGAAAUGCUCGUGAAAAUACUAAGCAUGAUGGCAAUGCGGCACCUAGCCAAAACCGCCCGGCUCAGAUGCCAGUGAGACAGCAAUCACCACCACCACCACAACAACAACAACAACAAGUUCCUGUAAAUAACUACCCAUAUCUACCACAGCCAAACGGUAUGCCAUAUCCCCCCUACCCCCCUUUCCCACAACCAUCCAACUUCCAAUACCCAGCYCCACCUUUCGGCCAAGUGCCACCGGCCCAAUUCCCCAACGCAGGGCCAUAUAACAACGUGCCACCUGCGUACAACAAUCUUCCACUUCCAAUUCAAGCUCCGUUUAUGCAAAUGCCUCAGGGCCAACCGCCACAUCCAUAUGGUGCGCCUUCCAUGGGUCAAAUGCAGAACCCGAUGUAUAUGCAGCCACCACCUCAAAUGCCACCUCAAGGGAAUGGCAACUUCCAACAGGUGAUGGAACUGCACCAAAUACUUUUGCAGCAACAGCAACAGCAACAGCAACAGCAACAGCAACAGCAACAGCAACAGCAACAGCAACACGAGCAUCAACAGGAGCCACGUAAUUAG